AUUAAAAAAGUUUAAACAAAAUCUCGUUAUAUAUUGUAAUUUCAUACGCCGAUCGUUUGUAUUAAUAACCAUUGUUUCUUUUUUUAAAGAUUAAAAUAAAAAGAGAGAUUCUGGAUGAGAUCGAAAAUUUUUCGGUCAACGAUGAGUUAGAUAUAGAACAGCAUGUCAAGAACAAACCAUUGGAAGAAGUAUCACGGCAUGAAAAUUCCGAACAAAGCCAAGAAUCGGACUGUCAAAGAAAUGCAAGCGUUUCACUUUCUCAGAGACAAAUGGACAAGUACACUAACUUAAAGGAAUACAUCGUGGCACUGACAAGAGGGAAGCUUUUAAUGUGCAACGUCUGCAGGAUCGAAUUUCCGAACGAGGUCGAGUUCAAGACUCACAUGAUUGGACAAAACCAUGGGAAACUUUUUCAAUGUGGAUUUUGCUGGAAGCAAUUCUCUAAAUCGUCAACCUUAAAGAAUCACCUGCAUAUGCAUUUUAUUCCGAAGUCUUUCGCGUGCAGACAAUGCGAGCUCCAAUUUCAGACAAAGCAAACAUUGAAGAAACAUCAAACUGAAGCGCACUUCGACAGAAGAGUAUUCGAGUGUCCCAUCUGCAAGAAAAAAUUGCUACGUUAUCAAUCGCUACGCGAUCAUAAAUUAAUGCACAUUAACGCAAGAUCCCAUAAAUGCGCGAUCUGUGGCAAGAAUUUCUCGAAGCCUAGUAGUCUCCGGACCCAUAUGAUCGUCCAUACCGCGGACUUGCCGUUCGCGUGCGAUCUCUGCCCAGCAAAGUUCAAGAGAUCGUCGGUGCUGAAGACGCACAAACUGACGCACACGGGCGUGAGAAAAUUCGAGUGCGACAUCUGCAAGCAUCGUUUCCAUCUGAAAGGCGCACUGAAACACCACAUACUUGCGCAUUACGGUAUCAGACCUUAUAAAUGUGAAGAUUGCGGCAUGAGCUACAGAAGAUCUUGGGGUCUGAAAGUGCACAGAUAUCGACAUACUGGCAUAAAGCGAUUCGAGUGUGAUUUUUGCAAACUACGCUUCAGUGUGAAAACAAAACUUGCAAAUCAUAUUUACACGCAUACUGGCGAGAAACCUUAUAAGUGUAAUAUCUGCGGACGUCAAUAUGGCGAAAGAUAUCAAUUGAAGGCGCACAAAUGUAUGAUAUUACAGGGCAAUCCAUUGAAAUUGAGAAUUACUUAAAUUUCAUUUUUUCAAUCAAAAUUAAGUUGAGCUGUUUGAUAAAAAUUAAAUUAAGAUUGAUGCAGUAUUAAGCGGUGAUAGUACAAUAAAGUGCAAAGAGAUUAUCAACGCAUAUUGUAUAACUUGUAAAUUUAAAUCUUUAUAUUAAAAACUUACUUGAUAUAUUAAAAUAAUAAUACAAAUAAUUCAAAUUUGUGUAAAAAUUAAUUGGCAAUAAAAGUGUUGGAAGUAUUUACAGUCGAGGAUUUCACGGUACAAUUUUAGAAUCUAGAUAUUGUCCGCGUGAUUAAUUUAAUUACUGCCGAUCGCAAUUGUUUGUAAUAAGCCUCAUUCUUCGGCUUGAUACAAUGGUUGGCCACUUCAUUCGUGAUCAAAUCUAUCCUCAUCGACCCAUCCGCGUUUGCAUGCCUGUGAAGCUUAAUAAAGCAUGGCCUUAAUAAGCACUUCGCCGCAGAACAAAACACCGAUUAAUCCCGAACUGAACCGAUACGGAUUGGUUUCGAGCUCGAAGCUGCCUGUCGACUGGCGCAGGAUAGGUCGUCGGCUUAGGUUCGUCAUCAACUAUCGUAUAUAAUCACAGUCUUUAUUCGAUAUUGCUCGAACGUGACCGCCGGGAUCGUUGAACGGUGCAGCAAAAUUAAUGCAACUUUCGAAGACGUAACACAGUCCUUUGAAAAUAAUUAUUUACUUUCGAAGGCAUAUACUCACGUUUCACAUUAUAACGGUGCAGUCGUACUUAGCGCGCAAUCUGGCAAAAAUCUUUUACGUAACUUACAUAAAAAAAACAAAUUUUGCAAUACAAAUAGCUUACGUAAUUUUUUUAUCAGCAAUAUCUAAAACUUAAGCCUUUUCUCUUGAUCUUGUAAAAAUUUACGUUGUCAGGUAUAUGCGAAAUAAAUCAUAUGCUAUUAUAAUCAGAUCAUCUCUACUGAUUUCAUAAAUAAAUGUUUUUGGUGAUAGUUAAAGACAUAGGUUAAGUAGUAAUUUUAUUUAGAUUGUUUCACAAUUUUUUAAACAAAUAAUUUUAAAAUAAUUUUAAUUUUUAAAAUAAAAAAGAAGCUAUUAAUUUCCUGAAUAUAAGAGUCAUGUUAUUAUCUGAAAUAUUAAUACAUCUCUUUGGCGACCGCCUCGAGAGUAUCUCGAGCACGUGAGUUCUGCUUAUGUCGCCGCAUGUGAGAAUGAUGCUUUAAGGUGCGUGGACACAACAGGGGCUUGUAACGCAGUACACUGAAAUGUUUCGCUUCUUAUCAGAUCGCAUCUCUGCGAUUCGCGUGCCUCACAGCUAAACUCUUUGACAGUGCCGACACGUAUCUGCCUUCUGACCCCGUUUCUCUAUUUCGACGCAACAGGAAACAAGCAAAAAAGAAAAUCUCUUUGUCAUUUAAAUUAUAUUUUCAAUGAUAAACUUUUUGAAGGAAUAACACGAAAAAUAAUAUAAUAACGAUGUAAUGCAUAAUGUUUAAAAUAUAUUUUAAACUUAUUUUUAAUUCAUUGACAUAUGCAUAUUACUGCGGUAUUAAAAAAAUA
Molecule: messenger RNA, 2717 nt
Organism: Pogonomyrmex barbatus (red harvester ant)
Lineage: Eukaryota; Metazoa; Arthropoda; Insecta; Hymenoptera; Formicidae
Biological process (GO): regulation of DNA-templated transcription
Molecular function (GO): RNA polymerase II cis-regulatory region sequence-specific DNA binding; DNA-binding transcription factor activity, RNA polymerase II-specific
Source: RefSeq, a predicted model, not a curated record